Molecule: messenger RNA, 231 nt
Organism: Dentiscutata erythropus
Lineage: Eukaryota; Fungi; Glomeromycota; Glomeromycetes; Diversisporales; Gigasporaceae
Source: the annotation of a GenBank genome assembly
UAUUUUUAAUGAAACUCAUCCUGAAUUAGUUUCUUUGAAUACUAAUAUUUCAGCUUUACAAAAUAUUUAUCAAUCUGCCUAUAUUGAAGAAAAAAAUUCUGAUGAAUUUUUAGAAGAAAAUAUUAUUGAUAAUAAUAUUGCAAUUGGUGAACAAUUUUAUAAUAUUGAUAAUAAUAUUUUUUCUGAAAUUCAAAUUAACAAUUUUUAUAAAAUUUUUAAUCAAAAAUCUGA